Messenger RNA from Colletotrichum graminicola M1.001, 1812 nucleotides. Its product is annotated as glycosyl hydrolase family 47. The record is from RefSeq and is a predicted model, not a curated record. Bases 1 to 1812 code for a protein of 603 amino acids. Gene Ontology annotation, biological process: N-glycan processing; carbohydrate metabolic process. NCBI's taxonomy places the organism in Eukaryota, Fungi, Ascomycota, Sordariomycetes, Glomerellales, Glomerellaceae. Gene Ontology annotation, cellular component: Golgi membrane; endoplasmic reticulum. Gene Ontology annotation, molecular function: calcium ion binding; mannosyl-oligosaccharide 1,2-alpha-mannosidase activity. The transcript has a single exon.
AUGAUCACGAUCCGCCGCCGCUCCGCGAGGCUACCAAUUUACCUGGGCAUUGCCCUGACUCUAUUGUUCCUCUGGCAUACCGGCCUCCCCGAUGGCUGGAACGUCGCGAACCUCAGCUAUAACGGCGUCUCGUACCGCAAGUCCGGCUACGACUGGAGCAGUCUAACCCUCCAAUACCCGCUCGAGAAACCACUGCGAACGCCCCCGAGAGGCACUCCUCGCGACCUCCCCCGAGUCCAGUACGACUUUGACGGAAGCACCAGUAGCAAGAGUCGGGAAGGAAAGAAGAAAACCAAGAAGUUGUCCCACGACGAGAGCCGCGACCGCGAGCAGGAGAAGCAGAUUGAGUCCAGAAAGGCCGCUAUGGCCCACGCCUUCCGACGGAGCUGGGCCAGCUACUCCGAGCACGCGUGGACCUGGGACGAGCUUACACCUGUGUCUGGCCAUGGCAAGAACACGUUCGGCGGCUGGGCGGCUAGCAUGGUCGACGGCCUCGACUCACUAUGGAUCAUGGGAAUGCAUGAUGAGUUCCGCCACGCCGUCCGCGCCGUUGCGCAGCUUGAUUGGUCCAAUACCACCGAGACCGCUGCCAACAUGUUUGAGACAACGAUUCGCCAUCUAGGUGGCCUGAUUGGCGCCUACGACCUGAGCGGCGAACCGGCCUUGCUGGCCAAGGCCGUGGAGCUCGGUGACAUGCUCUACAUGGGCUUCGACACCCCGAACCACAUGCCGCCGUUCUGGUUCAAGUUCUCUGAUGCCAAGCAUGGCACGCAAAUGGUUGGCGGGCGCGAGUCCUCGGCUGCGGGAUGCUCGCUCUCCAUGGAGUUCACCCGGCUGUCCCAGCUGACGGGCGACCCGAAAUACUACGACGCAACCGAGCGAGUGAAGGAGUUCCUUGUCAAGACGCAAGACAAGAGCAAGAUACCCGGCAUGUGGCCGAUGUAUCUGAACUACCGCGAGGAAACGGCGGACGACGGCUCCUUCAGCAUCGGUGCGCAGGCCGAUUCUCUGUACGAGUACCUGCCCAAGAUGUACGCCUUGUUGGGUGGCCUCGACAACGAGUACGAGAAGCUCACGGUCGGAUCGUUCGAUGUCAUCGAGAAGCACAUCCUCUUCCGUCCUAUCCUGCCCAACAAGACCGACAUUCUCGUACCGGGCAACGCCUUCGCCCACACGACCUCGGUCGACCUAACGCCCGAGGCCCAGCACCUGGGCUGCUUCGCCGGCGCUAUGUAUGGCCUCGCCGGGAAGCUCAUGGGGCGGGAAUCGUACGUCACCAUCGGCGAGAAGAUCUCCCGCGGCUGCGCUUGGGCGUACAAGGUGUUCCCCACGGGCAUCAUGCCCGAGAUCAUGACCUUCCACCGCUGCUCCGAGCCCGACCAUGGCCCCUGCGAGUGGCACGAGACCUUGUACUCCCACCCCAACGUGCCGGAAGGCGUCAACCAGGUCCGCGACGGCCGCUACAUGCUCCGCCCGGAGGCCAUCGAGAGCAUCUUUUACAUGUACCGCAUCACGGGCGACGACGAGUGGCGCGAUAUCGCCUGGGACAUGUUCCAGGCCAUCCAGCGGGCGACCGAGACGCCGCUGGCUUACUCAUCCAUUGACAACGUCAAUGUCCAACCCGGCGAGACCACCAAGACUGACUCGAUGGAGAGCUUCUGGUUUGCCGAGACGCUCAAGUACUUUUACCUCAUCUUCUCCCCGCCCGACGUCAUCAGCCUCGAUGAUUGGGUUCUCAACACCGAGGCGCACCCAUUCAAGCGGCCCAAGAGGACGGACCGCGUCGAGACUGAGGCGGAGGUCCGGGUGUGA